ACUGUCUCUAGACUCCCAGGUGUCUGGAGUUUGUGUGGAGUAGAUUACAGGAGAACAAACUUUGUUUAAUUGUAGGUGUGGGACCUCAUCAAAUACACAAAAGCAUCAAAAUAAUCAAUUGGCUGAAUUUCUGAGAAAAUGAGUGGUCUUUUGUGGACAGAGGAGCAGUUUAACUGCCCUGUGUGUUUGGAUUUGCCUACUGACCCGGUGACCAUUCCGUGUGGGCACAGUUAUUGCAUGGCCUGCAUCGCAGAUUACUGGGAUAACGAGGGCAGGAAGAGCGGAACCUAUAGUUGCCCGGAAUGCAGACAGACAUUCAACCCUCGCCCGACGCUUUGCCGGAACACCAUGCUGGCCGAAGCAGUUGAGCAGCUCCGCCGGGGGAAUCUCAGCACCUCUGGACGGGAAUCCAUCAAGAGUGCCCGACAGGCGGCGUCCUCUGCCUCUGAUCGGGCGCGCACCCGGAGUGGCGGGGCCCCGAAACAGCUGCCGGGAUCUGCCGUUCCCUGCGACCGCUGCCCGGAGCCCAAAGCGGCCGUGAAGACGUGCCUGGUAUGCAUGGCGUCGUUCUGCGAGGCGCAUCUGAAGCCCCAUAAUAUGCAACCUAAUCUGCAGAGCCACGAGCUGAUCCCGCCCACCAGCGACCUCAGUCAGAAGAUUUGCCCCGAACACAAGUACCUGCAGGAGUUUUACUGCCAAUCGUGUCAGAUGUACGUGUGCUGGCUGUGCACAAGUAACCAGCACAAGGGCCACGAGAGUGUUUCCACUCAGGCAGAGCGCAAUGAGAAACAGAAAGAGCUGGGCGCAGUCGUUUCUGAGAAUCAACAGAGACUCCAGGAGAGAGAAAGAGAGCUCAAAGACAUGAAGAAAGUCUUAGAGACACUCACGCGUUCCUCAGGCAUGGUGAGGGAUGAGGCAGAUGUGGUCCUGUCUGAGCUCCAAGAGUCAAUGCAGCGGAUGUUGGAGUUACUCCAGGAGGUGAUGCUCUCCACCGGACAGGAAAAGGUCAGCGAGGCUCAGGACGUGGUGACCAAACUGGAAGCCGAAGUCAAACAGCUGAAGAGAAAAGAUACUGAGAUGAAAGAUCUCAUCAACUGCCAGGACCAUAUCUACUUCCUAAAGACGUAUCAGUCUCUGUGUUCUCCACUGGAGGGGGGCGAGUUGGGGCCUGUGACUGUGAACCCCGAAGCCACAUUUGAUCCUGUGAGGAAUGUCAUUCUCCAGCUCAGAGAGAAGGUUGAGGAGAUGUGUGACCAGGAGUUGGACAAGAUCAACAAGACAGUGUACAACACCACAGCGUUCACAGUGGCUGACCGCAACAGCCAAAAAAUGGGAGGCAUUAUGAAACUGUUUUCUGGAAAGGGAUCCAAAACUGCUCGUGUACAAGGGCCUCCACAGCUGCCAUCAGUGAGCACGCGGGGAUCUGGUGUAACUACACGUACACAAGCCGUCAGAAACAGUGAAUCACGUGUUAACAGAGCUGCUACAAGCUCUCCAAGACCCACAAGAUCACCAAGAGAAGAAAGAGAUGACACUGACAGGAGUAGAAAGAGACCAAUAGAGACACAAAGAAGAGAAGACAAUGACGACACCAGGAGUUUAAGUUCAGUCAGAUCAAGAGGGAGACAGAGACGAAAUGAGAGAGAGCAAGAAAAAGAGACCUCGCAAAGGCGUCAGAGUACACAAAGCAGAGACACACGUAAUGAAGAACAAGCUGACACCUGGAGUGUUACUUCAUUCAGACCCAGACAGACACAGCAGAGUGGAGAAGAGAGAGAUCAGGCAGAUCGGUGGAGUUUAAGUUCGCUCAGACCGAGACAGAAGGACAGAGAACAAGCCAAUGGAGAGACACAUAGCUCCAAUCAGCAAAAACCAAAUACCACAGACAGACAGCAACCUGCCAGACAAUCGGACAGAUGGAGUCUGAGCUCUCUCAUACCCAGAAACAGGAAGAAAAGACAAGACACAGUGAAAGAUGCCACACCCACUAUAACAGAGGCAGAGCCAGUGAGACCUCGUAGCCCCUCCUCUCUCAGUGCCUGGGGGGAGCCAAAAGAAGUGAAUCCCGGCAUGUUCCUGGACUCACCUACUGACAAUCCCAUGAUGAAUCCUGCUUUCUCCUCAUUGAGAGAAAUUAACAUUGCCAGCAUUCAGGCUCCUGAGCCCAGAACUAGAGAUGAGUUCCUGCAAUAUGCUUGUGAUUUCACCCUGGAUCCAAACACAGCUCAUCGGCGUCUAGUUCUGUCUGAUGGAGACACUGUAGCCACCCUACACCAGACGUCAAAGUCCUACACUGACCACCCUCUACGCUUUGAUGUCUGGACACAAGUGCUCUGCCUGCAGCCCCUUUCCUGCGACCGCUGCUACUGGGAGGUGGAGUGGAGGGGGCGUGGCUCCUCUCUGGGUGUGGCCAGUGGCUCCAUGCCCCACAAAGGGGCUGAUUCAGGGGCGGGGCUUGGUUACAACAACCAGUCAUGGAGCUUGGAGUUGUCAGACAUGUGCUGUGCGGCCAUGCACUCCAACAAGAAGGUGGAGAUUCCUGUGAUCUACAGCCCUCGUGUGGGGGUGUUUCUGGACAGAACUGCAGGGUCUCUAUCUUUCUACAGUGUUGAUGAUGGAUUGGUUCUUUUACACAGGUUUCAUGGAUCAUUUCCAUCACAGCUGUAUGCUGCAUUUGGUGUAGGCUGUGGGGUAGGUGUGGGGCUUGAUUUUGCCAUGGGCCAGUUUAAUUCCACAUCAGACAGCAUUAAAAUCUGUCCAUUGUGAUUUGUUGGGGAAAUUGCACAAAGAACAUUUCCAGGUCAUACCCCGCCCCCCAGUAUACAUUAAUUAUAAAAAUAAAUUAUAAUAUGAUAUAUUUAUAAUGUAAUUUUGAAGAUAAUUCAGAUUUUUGUGCAUCUGGAAUUUUGCAAUGCAGUUUUCCAGUCAUGGAAAAGUCAUGGAAAAGUUAGGAAAAUACCUAAAUGUCCUGGAAAAUAAUUAUUUGUUCUGGAAAAUAUUUUAGGUUAAAAAAACAUUUAACUGUGUUGCAAACAAGGUUUUUGUUACAUGUACAAAAUGGUAUUGAUCGGGACUCGGAAUAGGAGUCAAAUGCACAAAUUCGAAUUGUUUUGUCACUGACGGGGCCUGCGUAUUGUAAAAUAACGUCAACGGUUAACUGUCAUGAACAAAUCCCUGUCACAUAUAUUUUGUGCUCAUCUGCUGUCAUCUCUGCUUUGCUCCGACAAAAAUAGUUUAAGUAAUGGUAUAGUACAAAAUAAGUUUUUUUCAUUCCAACAUUGCUGUUGUGUUAACCACAAAAACAUUGAAAUUAUAUAUUUUAGGCAACGAUGAUGGUCAGACCAUGGAUUUUUUUUUUUUGACAACUAAUUUGACAACUCAGUAGUUGGUAGUGUGGUGAUUCGGCCUUCAUACCUCGGGAUGUGAAUUAAUUUGUAAUAAUUUAACAAUGGGAGUCUGCUUAUACCAGGGUUUCCACAUAUAGUAUGCGGAAAACAUGGACAGAAUCACGGAAUCUAGUAAAAAAACAACAACAUUUGUUUAAAUGCAAAAUGAAUCACAUAAAAAUUGCGAUAUGUCCCAAUGUGAUAAUUAAGAUGCAAAUUCUGUGAUUUAAUUGAAUAAAUAUAUAAUCUGCAAGUGAUACACACUUCAAAUUGAAUGUGUGAAGCCGGCCGCUGAUAUCACCAUCACGCUCGCUCUUGUGUGUGUGAGAUGACAGAGCGCAGAACACUUUGAAGUGUGCAGCACAUACAGACUAUGUAUUUAUUUAAAUAAAUAAUAUCUUUAUGGGGAUUAAUAAUCCCACUGGGCCAUGUAGCGAACUACUUAUCUGGAAGUGAGAAACUACAGUAAAAAAAAAACUGAAACGGCAAAAUAAAAACUCGAUUUAAAUUGACGCAAGUGUUUUUGCUUGUUGGUCACGUUAAAAUGUCCUGGAAAAUUGUGCCUUGAAAAGAGCGGGAACCCUGAUUAUGACAUUCUCAUGACAAUUAAUUAAAUAACUCAUUACUGCAAAUUAAAAUCAUUCUGUCCAGACACAAUAACUUUAUUAAAAUCAAUAAAAAAUUAUUACAGAACAACUACAACCAAGAUAUAUAUAUAUAUAGGUAAAUAAACACUUGCAGUAAUAAGAAUGAGAUUUUUACACAUUACCAUAAUGAUAACAAGGUGUGAAAUUGUGUUAAUUUUCAUGAAAAUAAUGACACCAAUGCAAUUAUAUUUUCUUUAUGAUUUAAAAUAUUUAUUUGCAUAACAGAAAAGGAAUGACAUUUUUACACAUUAUGGUAAUAACUGGGGGUGAAAAUGUGCUUAAUUAUCCUGAAAAAAACGACACCAAUGUAAAUGUAUAUACACUUUACAAUUUAACAUUUAUUUGCAUUAUAAAGAGAAUGAAAUUUGUACACAUUGUUAGCCUAAUGAUAAUUGGGGAUGCGCUUGAUUAUCCUGAAAAUAAUGACUGCAAUGCACAAUGGUAUCAAAUAUAGGGUUUCAUAUUCAUAUUUCCUUUUGAUUUUUGUGCAGAAAUAUAACCCAGACAUGUUCUUGACAGGUUUCAUGAGAUUCACACUGUUAGGGUUCAGGGUUAAAAUGGAUGGUUAAUGGUUGAAUGGUUAUGGCAAAUAA
Molecule: messenger RNA, 4626 nt
Organism: Xyrauchen texanus (razorback sucker)
Lineage: Eukaryota; Metazoa; Chordata; Actinopteri; Cypriniformes; Catostomidae
Gene: trim25l
Product: tripartite motif containing 25, like
Exons: 21
Coding region: 139-2766 (875 amino acids)
Molecular function (GO): zinc ion binding; protein binding
Source: RefSeq, a predicted model, not a curated record